UAGGUACUCUCUCAGUUAUCCUACAGAUUGCUGAUAAAAUUAAUCCCAAAACCCUAAAAAUUUUAUUUAAAAUAAUUAUUUCUAAUUAUAAUAAAUUUAAAUAUACCAGAUAUGAGCGAAGAAGAUAUGGCGAAGAAGAUAGAAGCGAAGAAGAUACAGUGAAGAAGAUACGGCGAAGAAGAUACGAUGAAGAAGAUACAGCAAAGAAGAUACAGCAAAGAAGAUACAGCAAAGAAGAUACUGUGAUAAAAAUACGACUACAAAGAUAUUGGUUUGUAUUAGAAUUAUCAUAA
This is a messenger RNA of Cetraspora pellucida, 293 nucleotides long. NCBI's taxonomy places the organism in Eukaryota, Fungi, Glomeromycota, Glomeromycetes, Diversisporales, Gigasporaceae. The record is from the annotation of a GenBank genome assembly.